AUGGAGAUGCCCCAAGACAAUGGAAUGAUAGGCGACCUGCAAGAAAUGUCAUCCCUCACAUACCGGCAACGUUUUGUGGGUUUCUUUGCCACGCUUGGUAUGGGACUGUGCUUCAUCGCAAUCGCAGCUUUUUUUGCGCCGACAGUUGCCAUCUUCCCGAAGAAGUUUACUUUCUUUCUCACGGCAGGAAACGUUUUUUGUGUGGGAUCCACCGCUUUUCUGGUGGGGUUCCAAAAGCAGCUUCGUUCCUUUUUCGAUGCAAAACGCCUAGAGGCGGCCGUCAUGUACGUUGUUGCCACCAUCCUUACGCUUAUGGCUGCGUUGUACUGGAAGUCGAGUUUUUUUUCAAUUUUUUUUGCCGUCGUGCAGGUGUUUUGUUUGCUGUGGUAUGCGCUGAGUUACGUACCCUUCGCGCGUCGCGCCGUUGGGCUCGUUUUUUCGUAUGUGUGGUUUAUUGUUUGGCCUGUACUUCGUGUUGUGUAUCAGGCGCUGCGGCAGUGCUGCGGGGCAAUUCUCUCCCGCGCGAGAUAG
Trypanosoma conorhini is the source of this 531-nucleotide messenger RNA. RefSeq lists its product as uncharacterized. Lineage: Eukaryota; Euglenozoa; Kinetoplastea; Trypanosomatida; Trypanosomatidae. Bases 1 to 531 code for a protein of 176 amino acids. The record is from RefSeq and is a predicted model, not a curated record. Gene Ontology annotation, biological process: vesicle-mediated transport. Gene Ontology annotation, cellular component: membrane. The transcript has a single exon.